CGUUCCCGAGUCCCGACCUUGCUCUACUUCCCCUCGCGCGCCUUCCUUCUCCCCCACGACCGAUCAGAAGAGAGCACCAAACCCCACCGCACCGGCCUGUAUUGGCGAGCGAGUGGACAUGGGGCUGGAGAUGGCGCCGGUGGCAACGGAGAGUUCGCCGGAGCAGCAGCCGGAGGUGGCGAUUUACCCGCUGUGCCGCUACUACUUCGGCGCCAAGGACGCCCGGCCAUGCGCCGGCGAGACUGCCGCCGACCGCGCCCUCCGCCUCAAGGCCAACUUCGCGGCUCGCGGGCUCCGGACCUGCGUCCAUGGCGUCCUGCUGGUCGAGCUGUCGGGUCACCCGCACGUGCUGCUCCUGCAGGUCAGGAACUCCUCCUUCCUGCUUCCGGGCGGCCGCCUCAGGCCUGCCGAGCAAGAUCUCCAAGGCCUGAAACGCAAGCUCUCCAGCAAGCUAGCGGCUGAGGAUCGAAACGGCGACCACCACUGGCAGAUCGGCGAGUGCAUUGGCAUGUGGUGGAGAUCAGAAUUCGAUGCCAGGCCAUUUCCAUAUCCGCCUCCAAACACACGUGUAUCCAAGGAAUGCGUAAAGCUGUUCUUGGUCAGGCUGCCCAUGGCUCGCCAGUUCGUGGUGCCGAGGAACCUCAAGCUCCUAGCCGUGCCCCUGUCCCAGAUUCACGACAAUGCUCAGGUGUAUGGGCCAAUCAUAUCUGCAAUUCCGAAUCUGCUCUCCAAGUUCUCCUUCAACGUUGUAAGGGACUGAGAAGGUGCUUCGUGUCGGGGGGUUUUGUACAAGGGGCUGCAUUUUUGGUUAGCCAUAUAAUAAUGUAAAGCACACGGACUAUCAGAUAACACUAUGUUUGUACAAAAAAGAAAAGAUAAGACUAUGUUUGCACUCGCCAGCUGCAGCUAGUUCAGCCCGUCUCCGGUCGGAUGUGGCGACGGUGGCAGAAGGACA
Messenger RNA from Hordeum vulgare subsp. vulgare (domesticated barley), 955 nucleotides. RefSeq names its product pre-mRNA cleavage factor Im 25 kDa subunit 1-like. Lineage: Eukaryota; Viridiplantae; Streptophyta; Magnoliopsida; Poales; Poaceae. Gene Ontology annotation, molecular function: mRNA binding. Gene Ontology annotation, cellular component: mRNA cleavage factor complex. Bases 119 to 760 code for a protein of 213 amino acids. The record is from RefSeq and is a predicted model, not a curated record. The transcript is spliced from 6 exons.